Messenger RNA from Corylus avellana, 1722 nucleotides. RefSeq lists its product as uncharacterized. NCBI's taxonomy places the organism in Eukaryota, Viridiplantae, Streptophyta, Magnoliopsida, Fagales, Betulaceae. The record is from RefSeq and is a predicted model, not a curated record.
AUUAUGUAGAUUCCUCCUGAUUUCACAUGGCUUGGGUACAUUCAGUGUGAUAUAUAUGUGCAUGUAUAAAAAGCCUUCCAAAGUUGGAGGAUCAUGUGCUUGAAGGAAAUCUGAUUCUGAUGUCUUUUUGGGUUAUGAUUCUGAAAUCUGUCUAUAACCCAACCAUGAGUUAAUUAGUUUAGAUUCAUUUUGGGAUCAUAAUGGAUCUGUCUAUUGGAAGCCAUGGCAUACAAGAUUCUUUGAGGUGGGUUGGGUUGGCUGUUAGAGAUGGAAAUACUAGUGUUUUAGAGUGAAGAUUCCAUGGAGAGUCUCUAGAGUUUUUAAGAGCUGGGUUUUGUUCACAAGUGAGAGAUUUUAGCUUCAGAGGUGAAGUUCAUAGGAUAGGUGUUGGCCAUGACAAUGUCCUUCCACCCAUUAAAUUGCCCGCCAGUUGUUCUAGGUAAUGUAAAUAAGAAUAAAACCCAGUUCAGAAAUCCAUCUGUAGCAGCACAAACAUCUUCAGAGCCUAUACACUGUGAUGAGAGUGGAAACUUACUUGAAUCCAAGAGGAAUUUGGCUCUAAAAAGAUGUCAGGCCCCAAAUUCCCUGCUCAGCCAACGAAAUACAGUUGGAAUCAUUGGAGGGGUGUCUGUCUUUUCUACUCUGAUUUUCUUGGAAAAGCUUGUCCUUUGGAGUUCUAAAGAUGGACAAGGAUGUAUGCCUUUCGUUGUCUGCAGCGACCCAGCAAUAAGUACAGGGCUUCCAGUUCUUGGCUCAUUUCAUUCAUUCAAGGGUAAAAAUGAUAAAAUCCAAUUCAAUCAUGACCCAAUAGUGGGGAAUCUGCAGCGCAAAAGGGUGUUUCUUGAGCAGUCUGGAGCUCGUUGCAUAGUCAUGCCAUGCCAUCUCUCACAUGCGUGGCACAGUGAGAUUUCUGAGGGAUGUUCUUUACCUUUCCUUCAUGUAGGUGAGUGUGUUGCCAGGGAGCUCAGCGAAGCAAAGCUCAGGCCACUUGAAGCUGGAAGUGAUGUGCGAAUUGGUGUGCUUGCUACACAUGCAGCUUCAAUCUCUGGUUUUUAUCAGGAGAAACUACGAAGUCAGGGCUUUGAGGUUGUGUUGCCAGACCAAGCAAGCAUGCAGCACAUUGUACUUCCUGCAAUUGAUGCAAUGAACAGAAGAGACAUUGAAGGGGCGAGGAAUCUCUUAAGAAUUGCUAUCCAACUUCUCUUGGUGAGGGCUGUGAACACUGUCAUCCUUGCUUCUGAUGAAAUGCAUGGUCUUCUGCCUCAUGAUGAUCCUCUUCUAAAGAAAUGUAUUGACCCCAUGGAUGCUUUGGCCAGGUCAACUAUAAAGUGGGCUAAAUCUACAUAAAAGGUGCAUUAGAAAACCUAGCAUCAUCACCGAAAAUAUGUACAAGUUCUUUGAGUCAUCACGGUUGGAAUAUGCUGGUGUAUCAAAAAGCAGUGCCCAUGCUUGUAUAUUGUUGAGUCUAUGAAGGCUAUGAAGGGUGGUAAGCAGAAAGACCAUACCAAAGAAUAGAAUUGGACAUGUGACUCGCUUUGUGUUAAGGCAUGGCUUAGAUGGUAUUUGUAACGACCUAGGAAAAGUGGUAGCCACAUUUGCGCUAUCACUCUAAAAGAACUAGUCAAUUUGAAAUUUUCUAUAAUCACUUAUAAAGCACAGUUUCACCUACUAAGAAACUCGUAUGAGACUUAGUGUCCUUGAGUAUCUUUAUGAUUUUUUUCU